Messenger RNA from Orcinus orca (killer whale), 4620 nucleotides. It is a transcript of the gene COG8, whose product is annotated as component of oligomeric golgi complex 8. The coding region runs from base 16 to 2052 and encodes 678 amino acids. Gene Ontology annotation, biological process: intra-Golgi vesicle-mediated transport. Lineage: Eukaryota; Metazoa; Chordata; Mammalia; Artiodactyla; Delphinidae. Gene Ontology annotation, cellular component: COG complex. The record is from RefSeq and is a predicted model, not a curated record. The transcript has 7 exons. Gene Ontology annotation, molecular function: peptide deformylase activity.
AAGAAAGCGGGCCUGAUGAGAAACCAUAGAGACCGGAAGUACGCCCCGGCUGCUUUCGAUUCUACGGAGUCAGCGCCCUCGCUGAGCGGGAGAGGAAGUGACGCUGCUACUGAGAAGAUGGCGGCGACAGCGACUCUCCCGCUCUCGGCUACGGCCUCGGCCACAGCGACGGCCACCGCGGCUGCUCUCGGGGAGGUGGAGGAUGAAGGGCUCCUGGCGUCGCUGUUCCGGGACCGCUUCCCGGAGGCCCAGUGGCGGGAGCGGCCCGACGUGGGCCGCUACCUCAGGGAGUUGAGCGGCUCGGGGCUGGAACGGCUGCGGCGCGAGCCCGACCGCCUGGCCGAGGAGCGAGCGCAGCUGCUGCAGCAGACGCGCGACUUGGCCUUCGCCAACUACAAGACCUUCAUCCGCGGCGCCGAGUGCACCGAGCGCAUCCACCGCCUCUUUGGCGACGUGGAGGAGUCGCUUGGCCGCCUGCUCGACCGCUUGCCCAGCUUCCAACAGAGCUGCAGGAAUUUUGUGAAAGAGGCUGAGGAGAUCAGCUCCAAUCGCCGAAUGAACACCCUGACUCUAAACCGGCACACGGAAAUCCUGGAAAUCCUGGAGAUCCCUCAGCUCAUGGACACCUGUGUCCGGAACAGCUAUUAUGAAGAGGCCCUGGAGCUUGCAGCCUAUGUACGCCGACUGGAAAGGAAAUACUCCUCCAUCCCUGUCAUCCAGGGCAUUGUGAACGAAGUGCGCCAGUCCAUGCAGCUGAUGCUGAGCCAGCUGAUCCAACAACUGAGGACGAACAUCCAGCUCCCUGCCUGCCUCCGUGUCAUUGGCUUCUUACGGCAAAUGGAUGUCUUCACCGAGGCUGAGUUGAGGGUCAAGUUUCUUCAGGCCCGAGAUGCUUGGCUCCGAUCUAUCCUGACUGCCAUCCCCAGUGAUGAUCCCUAUUUCCACAUCACGAAAACCAUCGAGGCCUGCCGUGUCCAUCUGUUCGAUAUUAUCACCCAGUACCGUGCCAUCUUCUCAGACGAGGACCCGUUGCUGCCCCCUGCCAUGGGCGAGCACACCGUCAAUGAGAGUGCCAUCUUCCAUGGCUGGGUGCUGCAGAAAGUCUCACAAUUCCUGCAGGUGCUGGAGACUGACCUUAACCGAGGGAUAGGCAGCCGUCUGGACUCUCUGCUAGGCCAGUGCAUGUACUUUGGACUGUCUUUUAGCCGGGUAGGGGCUGAUUUCCGGGGUCAGUUAGCUCCUGUUUUCCAGCGAGUGGCUAUCAGCACUUUCCAGAAAGCAAUUCAGGAAACGGUCGAGAAGUUCCAGGAUGAAAUGAACUCCUACACCCUCAUCUCAGCUCCAGCCAUCCUGAGCAGCAGUAACCUGCCUGCUGCUGUUCCAGUCACUCAGCCGGGGACCCUGCAGCCGCCCAUGGUGCUCUUAGACUUCCCACCCCUUGCCUGCUUCCUCAACAAUAUUCUGGUCGCCUUCAAUGAUCUGCGCCUCUGCUGCCCCAUGGCCCUGGCGCAGGAUGUGACUGUGGCCCUGGAAGACGCCCUUGCCAAGGUAACAAAAGUAAUCUUGGCCUUCCAUCGUGCCGAAGAGGCUGCCUUCAGCAGUGGGGAGCAAGAGCUCUUCGUCCAGUUCUGCACUGUCUUCCUGGAAGACCUCAUUCCUUAUUUAAAUCGCUGUCUCCAAGUCCUUUUUCCUCCAGCUCAGAUGGCACAGACCUUAGGCAUUCCACCCACUCAGCUCUCCAAGUACGGAAACCUGGGGCAUGUGAACGUCAGCGUCGUCCAGGAGCCUCUGGCCUUUAUCCUGCCGAAGAGAGAGAUGGCCUUCUGUCUAGACGACAAGGAGCUAGUCCCCGAGGUCACAGCUCCAGCGCCAGAACCCCCAGACGAGGGGCCAAGGAUGGACCCCGGAGGAGAACAGGUGGUGUGGCAGGCCAGUGGGUGGGCAGCCCGCAUUAUCCAGCAUGAGAUGGACCACUUGCAGGGCUGCCUGUUCAUUGACAAAAUGGACAGCAAGACAUUUACAAACAUCCAUUGGAUGGAGGUGAAUGACUAAAGCUUUCCUGCUGCAUCUGAGGACCCUGAAAACCAAGACACAAACAUUUUGGCUUUAAGCUGGGCAUGUCUUACCUGGCAUCGACUUGGUAUUGGCUCUGCUCCGACAGAAAACAAUGGCCUGUCAAAGCAUGCCUUCCCGAGUUGGAGGAAGAUGUUAAUGUUUGCCCUGAAAUGACCUAUGGACAAUGUAUUGCCUUUAACUUGAGAAGAAAAAUAACUCCCCUGAAGGAGUGGACAUUUCCUGGCAAUUUUGUAUGGAGAUAAAGAUGGGGCGCGGGCAAGUAAAUAGCCACUCUCAGUAGACAUGAUUUCAGAAGAGCUGUAUCAUCUGUUCCCAAAGCCAAGAUUAGAUAAUAUAGUCCCCAAACACCUGAAAGCUGUGUUUUAAAAUGCGGAUUAAGGCUGUGGUUGAUCGCCUUCACCAAGUUCUUACGUUUACAAAGGGCUCAAGUGUGUUACCUGCAUAGUCUCCAUUUGUUUUGGAUACCAGUUUGCCUGUGGAAGUAAAACACAGGACAGAAUGUCCCCAGUUCAAUGACAAUAUUAACGUAACUGAGUAUUCAUACAUUUUAACAGGUUCAGAUACAGUUUAGGUCUCCAGCUUUUGCUUUCCACCUUUAACAGACCUGGGGAAGACUUUUCUGCUGAGAUCUCUUAGGCAGCUGGUACUUGGCUCAUUCUUUGGAUGGAGGCCAUGGAGCAGGGGGAGGGGUGAUAUAGGUUUCCUCACGAUCUGAAAGAAGAGUGUUCUGAUGAAACCUUUCCUAAGCUGAAAUAGCAUAAAUUGAAGAAGCAGUUACCUUGGGACACAUCUUGCUAACAGAUGCACAAAAUAAAUGGAGAUAAAGCACAGAUUGUCACAGAUACAGUUCAAAACUGUGGUGGCUUGAUGCUGAGCACAGCUCCCAGGUAAGGAGCUUGGCGGUGCCACUCUGGCAGCUCUGAGUGCGUGCUGCUUCUAUAAUGGCUCACUGCAAAACAAAAGCUAAAUGCUAUUUCAGCUUUCACCUUUUUCGUAGAAGUGAAAAUCCUCUUCAAAUUUCUUUCCAUUAGUGAAAACAGGUACUAAUAUAGGUCUUUCAUAAAAGCAAAGCAGUGUAAAGUGAAGUUACAAAAAGUGGGGGAUGCCUGUAGUUGAGAAGGAGCAAAGAGCCUCUUCCUGUCACAAUUAGGGCAGAAACAGAAAGCAGAACUUGUGCUUCCUCGUCAGCACACUUAUUCUGAAAAAAAUAAAUUAGCAUCAUGGUGACCAGUGUUUUAGCUUUAAGAUUCUGUCACAGCUUUGUCAAGAGGUUAAGGAACUCAUUUCUUUUGAUACUUGUCUUACCUCAGUUUUAUGUUGAGUUUUGCCAUGCAGGUACUCUUACCAAAGUCCUCAAAAUCCAAGUACCCAUAGAGUAAGAAGUCCAGUAAGUUGUUUAGAGAAAAUGUGUUUUAAACAGUAGUUAAUUAAAUGACCCCAAGAAAGACCCAUUUUCCCCCAUGGCUUUCUCUAAACAGCCAAGCCUGGGGGCCUGUGAGGCCAAGCAAAAGAGAACUGGCUCUCUGUGCAUCACACUUCAGAGAGAAACAGGGCCCAGCACUGCCCUGAGGUGAGGACAGAGACUCAGCCACCUGGGAAUCUGUAGUGAGCUCUCACGUAUACUGAAAACACGUAUCCUUAGGAAAGUUAGAAUUCAGUGAGCCUCCUUUCUAUUGGACACUGUUCAGAAGCUCCUGCAGGAUGGCAUCAAAACAUUCUGAAGAUUCCUUACAGGCUCUGCGGUUAACCGUCCUUAGUAAUGCCUUUGUAAUGCACAUCAGUAGUAUUUGCCUGAAGCUUCCUGAAUCAAGGCCUAAAAGUAAAUGAUUGCCCAGGGUGGACUGUGGAGAAAGCCUGAGACUACGCUGCUGACAAUAUAUGAAAUUUACUGUUAUAACCAAAUCCACAUACAAGGAAGGAUUUGAUCAACUAGCCCAAGACACUACAACCCAAAGACAAAAAAUUCUUGCAUUUACAAGAAAGAAAAUCUCUCCCACCUUGGCCAGAUAUUAUCAGCUGCAGAACCACACAGAUCAGCAUCUUGAGCUAAUAAAAGUUUUAGAAGUCAACUUCCACAGCGAAAAUCAAUGUAGGCAGAAGGUUUAGAACAGAAUUCCCAGGUAGGGAGGAAGUGAAUUUCAGAGCAAGCGCUUAGGGAAGGAAAUUCCUCUGCACAUAUUAGCCACAUUGAGCAUAGCCACCGUGCCAGCCUCAGUAGUGAACAGAACAUUCAUUUGCCCUGUUACUGGUGGUAGAGAGAUAAAUGGAAAGGCAGGGCAGCUGUGAAAGCUGUGACUAGAGCUGUGAGGAUGAACCACGGCAGUCCUACAGUUUCUGCUAACCCCUGUGACUUGCCAAGGUGUUCAAGCAGUAGAAAUAAGGAAGCAGGUUAAGAAAAAAAAAAAAAAGGCAAGAGCCUUCUGAUUUAAGUAAAGGUAACCAGACACAACUAACUAAAAUGAAGCAGUACAAGGAGGGGGUGGUUUAUAGACCAGCAAUUGGCGGCUGAAGGCACAUAACUAAUCAAGAAUAUAAUAGGGGAGC